AUGAACCGACCCAAAGCCUCCGACUUCGUCCAAUACAAGAACGCGUUUCUAUUCGCUCCCCGACAAAUCGACUACAGGGUGUUGAAGGGCCUCUUCAAGAGCGGCACCUACUACGCAGCCAGCCCCAUAGGCCUCAAUAAAAACGGACUGGUAUUUUCGAUGCGAAAAAUCCUAGCCGUGUGCGUACUUAGCGCUUACGUGAUGGGAAGUCUGCUCACGAUGGAUUUCGUGCCGCACCCUGUAAAUAUGACGUCGGACUUGUACAAGACUUGCGCCCUGUCGUUCGUCAUCAGCUGCAUAUGGACCUCGAAUUUCGUGUACACAAAAAAUUGGGAGAUGUUUUACCGAUAUUUGGAUAAGAUGGAACAAGUUAUGGACGCAUUGAAAUUUGAGGCAGAGGUGACGUAUACGAAGCAACUUCUAGGAGUCUUUCUGAGCUGGUUAUCCUACGCGGCAUUGCAUUCAUACAGAAUCUGGAACUGGAUAGAGCUCAACCUCAUGAACAAUUUCUCGUACUCCUGCGGCCAUUUGGUCACAGUUUUCUUCAUAACGACGAUCUUCACCUACAUAUUUUUCACCGUGAAAUACUUGCACAGGAGGUACAGUUUCAUAAACAAAAAAAUUGAAAAUUUGGCCGAUAACCAUGAAAAUUUCGAUAUGAUAGUGAAAUUUUUGAAAACCGGCGACCGGAUUAGUGAACAGAUGAACAUCAUUUUCGGAUGGCAAUUUUUUCUGUUCGUCAGCUUUAAUGUGGCUUACAUUUUCUGCGUGGUCACUUACUCGCUGUUUUCUCACGUGAGGCCAGACAGGUGGAUGUCCAGCGGCGUACUGGCAGUUUUUUCGACGAUAAUAACGAUAAUCAUCGUCAUGUCGUGCAACAAGGUGGAACGAUGCGGCCUGCAGAUCGUCCAGACUUGCUACACCGCGGUCAAUUCGACAAAGGACGCCCGAACUAAGGAGAAACUCGUCUUGUUGGCGCAGUACGCCGAGGAAUGGCGGCCAAUCUUCUCUGCCGCCGGAUUCUACGACAUCAAUCAGCUCUGCCUGAAUGCUCUUUUCGCGUGCUCCAUAGAUUACCUAGUCAUAGUGGUGCAGUUCAAUAUGAUGCUGUCCUCUUCGCUGCCGCAAUACAAGAGGUUCUAG
Messenger RNA from Phaedon cochleariae (mustard beetle), 1143 nucleotides. The record is from the annotation of a GenBank genome assembly. NCBI's taxonomy places the organism in Eukaryota, Metazoa, Arthropoda, Insecta, Coleoptera, Chrysomelidae.